This is a messenger RNA of Nerophis ophidion (straightnose pipefish), 883 nucleotides long. RefSeq names its product cornifelin homolog A-like. NCBI's taxonomy places the organism in Eukaryota, Metazoa, Chordata, Actinopteri, Syngnathiformes, Syngnathidae. The record is from RefSeq and is a predicted model, not a curated record. The transcript is spliced from 4 exons. The coding region runs from base 351 to 737 and encodes 128 amino acids.
UUGUGAUUAUUUAAAAGUUAGGUGUUAAAGAAUGAUUGUAAUUCUAUGAUUAUUGGUAAUGUUUAUUUUACGUUAUUGUUACAAAAUAUCUUUAAAACGUUUUUAUCAUGACACGCACAACCCUGCUGGAAGGGCGUUGGCAUGUCUAACAUGUUGCAAGUGUUUAAGACCUUCGUAUUGUGAGUCUUUCGACACACCUGCAUGAGAAAAACAAAUGGACUCUUUUCAAAAUGUCAAGCGUGCGUUCAGGUUCUGCUGCAUUUUAGGCAAUCUGUUUGUUGGACAACAUCCCCAGACUAGUUGUUCUUCUUUCUAGCUUUCCACGGUGAUAAGACGCAAGCUCAACCAGCAUGACAGGAAAAUCGGCUUUGACCACCUGGAACAGUGGGAUUUUUGACUGUUGUCAAGAUUCAUGCUCUUGCUGCUAUGGUUUCUUUUGCUGCCCUUGUCUGGCCUGCUCGGUUGCAGGAACAUUCGGACAGAACCGAUGUCUCCCAUUGUGCGACAUACUCAGCCCUGCUGCCUUGACAGCUUGUGGGAUCCCUCUGUUUGCGCCCCCUGCAGCGUUGGGUCUUCGAGUUGGUAUUCGCAACAGAUAUGGUGUCAAGGGCUCCAUCUGUAAGGACAUCUUGACGUCAUGUUUCUGCAUGUGGUGUUCCUGGUGUCAGAUGCAUCGUGAGCUGAAGUUUCGCAAGAAAAACCCCACUGUUGUCAGCAUGCAGCCACAAGCCCUCUAACAUCUCUUCGAAAACCCACCAAAUGCAGGCUUUGGGACAUAUUCUCUCUUUUGUGGUUUAUGUUAAUUUGCUCCUUUCUAAAUAGAUGACCUACAUUGGUACGCAGUCAAAGUGAAACAAAUAAUAAAAAAAGAAAGAAUGACUUA